This is a messenger RNA of Pieris macdunnoughi, 402 nucleotides long. The record is from the annotation of a GenBank genome assembly. NCBI's taxonomy places the organism in Eukaryota, Metazoa, Arthropoda, Insecta, Lepidoptera, Pieridae.
AUGAUUUCGAUAAAGACAUUUCGCUGUCGAACUUCCUUACUGGUCGCGGCGGCAAACGUGACUGGUCCGUGGCCUGCAAACGGCCCCGCGCGAAUGGUCGCCUCGCCUACCGCAUCGCAGUUCGCACCGCCGAUCCCCGUGGCCAGGCCGGGGGUACCACACGCGCUCGCGGUGGAGAAUCCCCCUCUGGGCGUCCAACACCGGGACACUCAGCACCCGGUGGUGGACGCACAGGCUGCCCUUCGUAUUCUGGGGGGGGCAAUUCUGCGCUCAACAAAAACAGUCAUCGUUCUCGGGGCAAACGGAGCAAUUCAACAAAGGCACCCCCGUCCACGCUCGCCGUGGACUUCACAAAUGUUAGGGGGCUCAAUUCCAAUAUCAACGCAGUCCACUACCAUUUAG